AACUGGAUUCGCAUGAACACAACCUGAGCAAUUUCUGAAACUGAAUUUUAAAACUGGCAGCUCUUUUACCACCCCUUUGUGUUUUUGCAAAGUCCCUCCCUGUACCAACUUCCUUACUGUUCUUAUUUCCUGUUGUAGGUUUUCUUUUCUUUUUUUUCCUUAUUCUUUUCAGGGAAGGGGAAUCAAUACGCCUUCUCUAGGAGGAGAUGGUGGUCUCAUCUUAAGCCGUGUUAGAAGAUCUAUUUUGACCCAAAAAAGGUGUCUAGGCUGGGUUAAUUCCAGCCUGGGUCAAGGAAUUGAUCACAAGAUGUUUUUUCGCUUUGUGUGCUAUCUUGUGGUUGUGUUGCUGAUUUCUGGCUCAGAUGCGCAGAGCUGUCCAGAACUUCCCCCAGUGGACAACAGCAUAUUUAUUGCAAAGGAAGUAAAGGGACAAAUUCUGGGGACUUACAUUUGUCUUAAGGGCUACCAUCUGGUAGGAGAGAAAACCUUUUUUUGCAAUGCCUCGAAGGAGUGGAAUGCCCCCACUCCCAAGUGCCGCUUGGGCCACUGUCCUGACCCUGUGCUGGUGAAUGGUGAGUUCAGUUCCCCAGGCCCUGUGAAUGUGAAUGACAGAAUCACGUUUAUGUGCAAAGAGGACUACAUCCUCAAGGGCAGCAAUUGGAGCCAGUGCCUAGAGGACCACACCUGGGUGCCUCCCCUUCCCAUCUGCAAAAGCAGACACUGUGGCCAUCCUGGGGUUCCAGCUCAUGGCUAUUUUGAAGGAAGAGAUUUCAACUCAGGAUCUACCAUUACUUACUACUGUGAAGAGAGAUACCACUUAGUGGGCACACAAGACCAGCAGUGCAUUGAUGGGGAGUGGAGCAGUGCACUUCCGGACUGUGAAUUGAUCCAAGAAGUUCCCAAAGUGGCUCCCCAGACUGCGUGUGAGAAGGCACUUUUUGCCUUUCAGGAGAGGAAGGAUUUUUGCAAAACCAUAGAAAACUUUCGGAAAAGAUUAAAGAAAAAUGGCUUAACAAUGGAGGAACUAAAAUAUUCUCUGGAAAUAAAGAAAGCUGAGUUGCAGGCAAAAAUGUUGCCCAGACAUUGUAGCUGAGCCGACUGGGUAAUGGAAAUACACUUAUGAAUAAAUUUUCCUCUUGGUUUUGAAA
Messenger RNA from Rhinolophus ferrumequinum (greater horseshoe bat), 1148 nucleotides. It is a transcript of the gene C4BPB, whose product is annotated as complement component 4 binding protein beta. The record is from RefSeq and is a predicted model, not a curated record. NCBI's taxonomy places the organism in Eukaryota, Metazoa, Chordata, Mammalia, Chiroptera, Rhinolophidae. Bases 308 to 1093 code for a protein of 261 amino acids. The transcript has 6 exons.